Orbicella faveolata is the source of this 1465-nucleotide messenger RNA. RefSeq names its product adenosine receptor A1-like. Gene Ontology annotation, molecular function: G protein-coupled receptor activity. The record is from RefSeq and is a predicted model, not a curated record. Gene Ontology annotation, biological process: G protein-coupled receptor signaling pathway. NCBI's taxonomy places the organism in Eukaryota, Metazoa, Cnidaria, Anthozoa, Scleractinia, Merulinidae. Gene Ontology annotation, cellular component: membrane.
CCUCUUAAGCAAAACAAAUUAAAACAAAGUAUUUGAUGAUAAUAUCCCAUCAUCUUUUCAUUUUUAUUAUGCGCUCCGUGAUUGGCCCAUAAUGAAAUGUACGAAGUAGUCUUAUCUGUUUAUCGUCAAACAGAUUCGAAGUUUUCGGUAUCUACAGAAAAAGAAAUAUUCCAAGGUUAGUUGACUUAGCGCUCAAGGCCGGCCCAAAAGUACUAUUAUUGCAAAAAGAGUUGUUCAAAUUCUAUAGAGGUGGUGUUGGGUCGACUCUAAAUUGGAAGAGAAAACUUUGUGAACAAUCUUCAUUAUCGUGAAGUUGUUUCAACGGCUGUUGGCAAUCACACUUAAUGAACAAAUAGCUUUGGGCAGUAGGCAAUAUCGGCUUGGCAGCUAUAUUCUAAUGACUUGAAGUCAUUGUAUUCGCUUCCCAAUAUUUAUUCCUUUCUACUCUGCAGAAGAUGCUCGAUGGGACCUUGAAGUUUCCAGUCAAAUACACGGCAGAGGCGAAGAGUGUUACAGUUUUUUUUAAUCAAACCUCAGACACUGAACUGUACAGCAAUAGAAACUUAAAAUCAAGAUGAACAACAGCACCGAUCCUACUGUGGUUUAUUUCGAGGAAGAAAGUGACUCUAAACUACCCAUAACCGCAGUGGUAACAGUUCUGUCGUUUCUGUCAUUCGGCACUGUAAUUGGCAACAGUCUCGUGUUCACGGCUAUUCUCAUUAACCCUGCACUUCACAGCGUCACCUAUUUGUCGGUGUUUAGUUUGGCGAUUGCAGACUUUUUGGCUGGAAUAAUCGCCAUGCCAAGCUACAUACUGAAAAAGUUCUCGUUGGGAGAAUCCGCCGAUGUCAUCAUCUGCGACGUCUUCCGUUUCUCCUACUUUCUCACCGGUUACGCCUCCAUUCUGAGCUUGUCUGUCAUUAGUGUCGAGCGCCUAUUAGCAGUGAAGAGUCCACUAAGAUAUACCACCAUAGUUACACAUAAGCGAGUGAUUAUGGGUUUAACAUUGGCGUGGCUCGACGCGAUGAUUAUAUCUUCACUUCCCUUCGUCCCAUGGGAUCCAAACUCUCCUUAUAAGGAAUGUAAUUACGAGCCGACGCGAUGGUGGAGUAUCAUGGUCAUUAUAUCUAACGUUAUUUUACCAUUUCUACUCAUCGCAACGUGCUAUACCUACAUGUAUCUAACCGCCAGGUCACAUGUUAAGAAAAUAUUAAGUAACAGAAACAGCGUAGAAAAUGAUAAAGCUCGAAAACCGCGGAGACAAAGUAACGAACGUCGAGCCAGCACCACAAUACUGAUUGUUAUCGGGGUGUUCGUAACUUCUUGGUUUCCAUCUUGUUUCUAUUACUUCUUACAGAAAACGUGUCCGCAAUGUUUUUCUGAUUCAUUCCGAUCAAAGCAAAGCAUCUUCAAUGCCUUGGUCAAAAUUCUGACUUUCACGUCGUCCUUUGCCAAUCCUAUAAUA